This is a messenger RNA of Chrysoperla carnea, 1066 nucleotides long. RefSeq names its product protein obstructor-E-like. The coding region runs from base 88 to 960 and encodes 290 amino acids. Gene Ontology annotation, cellular component: extracellular region. Gene Ontology annotation, molecular function: chitin binding. Lineage: Eukaryota; Metazoa; Arthropoda; Insecta; Neuroptera; Chrysopidae. The record is from RefSeq and is a predicted model, not a curated record. The transcript has 4 exons.
AUUUGUUAAUCAUUUGUGAAUGAACAUCAGUAGUGAUUAGUUGUACCUAUACUUGUUUUAGUUUGUUAAUUUAUUCACUUAUACGAAAUGUCAUCAUCAUCUUCAACACGUUUAUCAACAAUUUUAUUUGUUGGUGUCGCAUCAUUUUUAAUACUUCAAGUUUAUGGACAACGAAAUCCUUUCUUCUCACAACAGCAAAACAGACAACAACCACUCGCACAGUCUAACCAACCAACCCAAAAACCAAUUUUAAAAUCAAGUUCACAAUGUCCAGAACCAUAUGGACGAUUCCCAACAUCACAAUGUGAUGCCUAUAUCGAAUGUAUUGACGGUCAAGCAGAAGAAAAGCUAUGCGCAGAUGGUCUAUUAUUCAAUCCAGCCGCUGGAAUACAUGCUUUCCCUUGUCAAUAUCCCAUUGAUGUUGACUGCCAGGGCAGAACUACAUUACAACCUGCUCAAGCUACCGAGGACUGCCCUCAUCAAUACGGAUACUACAAAAUUGGUGAUUCAAAGAAUUGUGGACAAUUUAAAAAUUGUGUUGAUGGUAGGGCAUUUGUUUUUGAUUGCCCUGAAGGUCUUGCCUUCGAUGAAACUAAAUACCGUUGUGAUUGGGCUGAUCAAGUAGCUGAUUGUGAUGCCGAAGCGUAUUUGGGUUUCACUUGCCCGCAAGAACCUGAUGCACGAAGUGGUUUAGGAUUCAGUGAAUAUCGUUACUUCCGAAGUCCUGUUGACUGUUCCAAAUAUUUUGUAUGUGUUGAAGGACGUCCACGAGCAUACAGUUGCGGAGAAGAUCGUGCAUUCAAUGAUUUAAUAAAUGCUUGUGAUGGUAUUGAAAAUGUCACAGGAUGUGAACCGUCUCCAAGUGUGGUAGCUUAUCAAAAAUCAAGCAAUGUUAAGCCAGUAAAUUUAAAUCAACAACAAAAACAACAAUCAAGUUUUCAAACUCAAAGACGAGGUUAAAACAAUUUAGUUUUAGAUCACAUUAGCAAAAUGUAUUUUAAUUCGAAAAAACCAUCAAGAAGACAAAAAUAUACAGAAAAGAACAAAUUGUAAAUAUAUAUUUUUC